UUGUUAGCAAUACAUUUUAGUUUAAAGUAAAACCCACGCGAUGGCGGACACAAUUGAGGAAAUAUUCUCCGGUGAUUCCGAGGAGGACAUCGAAACCGUUAAAAAUAUGAUCGAAAAAAUCCGGCUGGAGAUCAUGGCUUACGGCGAGGGCGAGCAUGACUCGUACGAUCCGGAAAGUUUGCAAAAGGUUGAGUUUAACAUUCAAAUCAAUCGGGUCACGUUGAUCCUGCAGGAAAUGAGUGAAACGUUGGAAGUGUUGUUCUGCUUGCCGGUGAUCGUUCGUGACCAGGAGCUGAUGGACAAGUACUUUGACGCCGGGGAACAGGACGUGCUGAGAUUGUUGUGCAAGUACAUGAAGACAAAGGAUGACACCGGUGGGUCGGUUCCGGAAGUGGUCAAUUUGGAAGAUUUUCAAUUCCAUUCAACAAAGUUCAUCGAACUGGUGGAGAUGGUCUCCAACAAGGAACUCCACAAGGUCAUCGCUGGUCAUCUGAAGAACCUACCCGGAGUGUACCGGAAGUUCCUGUCCAACAUCCGCGAGUUUCGCAAGUUUACGAUCACUAAAAUGAAGAUGACCGCGCAGAAGGACCUGGCCAAGGAGAAGAUCCUGCACCGGAUGUGGCAAACGAACGAGCGUAAUAUCAAGGAAAUUGUCAAGAUAGAGCAGGUGCUGCAGGAAAAGCAAACCUCGUUCCGGGCAGAGAUUGAGGAGAAGACCGCCAUCAUUGAGCGGUACAAGGCCGAGAUCAAGCAGCUGGAGCAGCAGAGCAAGCGCGAGAUAAACGCAUUCAUUGAGGAAUCGGACCAGAAAAUGUUUCGCUACUUUGAACGCUCCGAUCAACGCUACGAAGAACUUCAGAAGGAGGCACUGCUGAAAGCGAAGGAAUACCAGCAUACCCUGGACGAGGAUCUCCGUGUUGAGAAGGAAAAUCGACUCAAGAAAGCCAAGCUUACCCAGCAACUGAAACUGUUGCUCAACAAGUACGACAAGGACGCUGGCGAACGCACCAAGGAGUUGAACGCGUUGGACGACAAUUUGAGAGCUCGCCAGGAGGAGUUUGACGAGUGGAAGAGAACGGUCUUCGAUCCGCAGGAAAAGAAAUACUACGAAGCAAUUGAGGAACGCAGGCUUGACGAGCUUCGAGCGCAACUGCAGCUGGUUCGAGCGUUCAUGAUGAGCAGAGCCGCCCGGGUUCUCCAACGGGCCUGGCGUUCCGUGGCCGAGAGGAAGCGCAAAAUGCGGGGACGCCGUGGAGGACGCCGCGGAAAGGGCAAGAAGAAGUAAAUUCAGUAGUAUUUAUGGUUCCUUCUUUUGGGCAAGAUUUUGGAUGACUUUAUCGUGAUGGCAUUCAAUUUGAUUUUAUAUGUAGGUGUUUUAUGAGUGUGAAAUGUUUUGACAUGAAAUUAAAACUUGAUUUAGGUA
Messenger RNA from Culex quinquefasciatus (southern house mosquito), 1423 nucleotides. RefSeq names its product dynein regulatory complex protein 9. The transcript has 6 exons. The record is from RefSeq and is a predicted model, not a curated record. The coding region runs from base 41 to 1285 and encodes 414 amino acids. NCBI's taxonomy places the organism in Eukaryota, Metazoa, Arthropoda, Insecta, Diptera, Culicidae.